CUAUUGUUCUGAGCUUGUUUUGGGAGGCAUGGCUGCUGGUCCUAGGACUCCAUCUGAUUCAUCUUGUUGUACAGAUAUCACUGAUCCUCUCUAUAAAGAGCUCUGGCAUGCCUGUGCUGGCCCCUGUGUUACCAUGCCAAGGAUUGGAGAGCGGGUGUUUUACUUCCCGCAGGGUCAUAUAGAGCAGAUUGAAGCAUCAAUAACCAAAUACCUAGACAUCAAUAACCAGGAAGCUGAACAACAGGUGCCUUUGUAUGACCUGCCCUCCAAAAUUCUUUGCCGGGUGACGAAUGUGUUGCUGCAGGUUGAACAAGACACCGAUGAACUGUUUGCUCAUAUUACCUUGGUUCCGGAGACAGAGCAGGAUGACUGCUCCACCGAUAUGGAUCCUCCGCGUCCACCCCCUCCACCCCCUCCAAGGCCUUCUGUGCAUUCCUUUUGUAAGACUCUCACACUUUCUGAGACAAGUCCACGUGGAAUUUUAUCUGUUCCCAGGAGACAGGCUGAUAAAUGCCUCGCACCUCUGGACAAGAAUCAACAACCUCAAGAAUUAGUUGCCAAAGAUCUACAUGGAAAUGACUGGCGUUUUCGGCAUAUCUAUCGUGAUGAGAAAAGGAUACAUUUGCUGACAGUUGGGUGGAAAGUCUUUGUUAACUCCAAAAGGCUUGUAGCAGGAGAUGCGUUCAUCUUUCUCAGGGAUGAAAAUGGCGAAUUACGUGUACGGGUCAGGCGUGCCAUGUGUCAGCAAAGUAACAUUCCAUCCUCAGUUAUAUCCAGUGGCAGAAUGCAGAUUGCUGUCCUUGCAGCUGCGUCACAUGCCAUUUCAAGGAGGACUAAGUUUAGUGUCUACUACAAGCCAAGAAAUAGCCCGUCAGAAUUCAUUAUUCCUUAUGACCAAUACAUGGAGGCCAUGAACAGUAAUUUCUUAGUUGGCAUGAGAUUCAGGAUGAGAAUUGAGGGAGAAGCAGCUCUGGAGCGACGGUCUUCCUAUUGA
This is a messenger RNA of Cryptomeria japonica (Japanese cedar), 994 nucleotides long. Its product is annotated as auxin response factor 2-like. The record is from RefSeq and is a predicted model, not a curated record. Gene Ontology annotation, cellular component: nucleus. Gene Ontology annotation, biological process: response to hormone; regulation of DNA-templated transcription. The transcript is spliced from 9 exons. Bases 29 to 994 code for a protein of 321 amino acids. Gene Ontology annotation, molecular function: DNA binding. NCBI's taxonomy places the organism in Eukaryota, Viridiplantae, Streptophyta, Pinopsida, Cupressales, Cupressaceae.